Molecule: messenger RNA, 1143 nt
Organism: Hevea brasiliensis (rubber tree)
Lineage: Eukaryota; Viridiplantae; Streptophyta; Magnoliopsida; Malpighiales; Euphorbiaceae
Product: 40S ribosomal protein S2-4
Exons: 2
Coding region: 94-903 (269 amino acids)
Biological process (GO): translation
Cellular component (GO): ribosome; cytosolic small ribosomal subunit
Molecular function (GO): structural constituent of ribosome; RNA binding
Source: RefSeq, a predicted model, not a curated record
UUUUCAUUCGCUCCUCUGCGUUUAUCUCCAGCCUUAGACUCUUUGUUUUUUUUUUUUUUUUUUCCUUUCUCAAAUCUAAGCUUAACUGUAACCAUGGCUGACAGAGGCGCAGGAGAAAGGGGAGCUUUUCGCCGCGGCUUCGGCGGUCCAUCUCGUGGCGAUCGCGGAGGCAGAGGCCGCCGUCGUGCGCGCCGUGACGAGGAGGAGAAGUGGGUUCCAGUAACCAAACUGGGCCGCUUGGUGAAGGAUGGAAAGAUCAGAAGUCUAGAGCAAAUUUACCUGCAUUCUCUUCCGAUCAAGGAGCACCAGAUCAUCGACACUCUCGUCGGUCCAUCCCUCAAGGAUGAGGUCAUGAAAAUCACCCCUGUCCAGAAACAAACUCGGGCUGGGCAGCGAACCCGAUUCAAGGCCUUUGUCGUCGUAGGCGACGGGAAUGGCCACGUCGGUUUGGGAGUUAAGUGCUCGAAGGAGGUUGCUACUGCCAUUCGUGGCGCUAUCAUAUUGGCUAAGUUGUCAGUGAUCCCCGUGAGGAGAGGAUAUUGGGGUAACAAGAUCGGAAAGCCACACACUGUGCCCUGUAAGGUCACUGGCAAGUGUGGAUCCGUGACAGUGAGAAUGGUGCCGGCUCCACGUGGUGCCGGGAUAGUCGCUGCUCGGGUCCCCAAGAAGGUUCUGCAGUUUGCUGGGAUAGAGGAUGUGUUCACCUCCUCCAGGGGUUCCACGAAGACACUCGGGAAUUUCGUUAAGGCCACCUUUGAUUGUCUUUUGAAGACCUAUGGAUUCUUGACUCCUGACUUUUGGAGGGAGACCCGCUUCACCAAGUCGCCUUUCCAGGAGUACACUGAUCUAUUGGGGAAACCAACAAAAGUCCUAAUUGAAGAUGCAGAGAGAGUUGAAGCUUGAUGCACAGAAACCAUUCCUGAGUAUUGAAGAUGGGAAUAUAGAGCCAAGAGUUUUGUGUUAAUUUCUUGUUAGGUUCUUAAGACUAUAAGUAUGCAUUAUUAUUAUUAUUUUUUUUUUGAUAGGCAAGACUAUAAGUAUGUUACUGUUUUGUUUAUGGUUUUGUUGAGGAUUUUUGGAUUAGGUAAUAACUUUUGCUGUUUUAAUCAAUUUGGAAAUGGAUAUGCAUUGUUUUCUUUUAAA